Messenger RNA from Closterium sp. NIES-65, 1482 nucleotides. Lineage: Eukaryota; Viridiplantae; Streptophyta; Zygnematophyceae; Desmidiales; Closteriaceae. The record is from the annotation of a GenBank genome assembly.
AUGAAUUUAUUCCAAGGCUCACGCGAUUACUAUGCUAACGAGCGAUUCGCGUCCCCGUCCCUUCUCCAGGACUUGCAAUGGUACAACCAGACGCGAUUACUCCACGCUGACGUGGCAGCCGAUGGCGAGGGGAUAGCUAAGAGCGAGGCGAAGGCGAGGCCGGAUGGGACGGCGGCGGAGAAGGCGGGGAGGAGAAGCGCGUCCCGACGCAGCAGGAAGGGACGCCGCGCUGGCGACGAGCUAUUGGCCGCGCGCGACGCCGCGGACGCCGCUGACAGCGGCGAGGAGUGUGCGGGUGAUGAUAGGGGUGAUGGGGUUGACAGGGCAGCGGCAGACGCAGUAGCCGUGGAAGCAGCAGCAGCAGCAGCCGGGGCAGGGGAUAGUGAAGCGGAAACGGAGAGCGAGAAUGAGACCCGUCGCCCCGUGCCGUCCAUCCGCCCUCCUCGUCGCUCCGCCUCCCGCGCCUCAAGAACAGGCGGCAGCAGCAGCAGGGCAGGCGGCAGCAGGGCAGGCACGAGGCCGGGUCCGCCUGUGGCGCUGAACGUGCGGGACGACCGCGGGUGGACGAUGCUGCACAUCGCCAGCCACAUGGGCAACGUGCGCAUGGUGCGUGGUAACAUGGUGCGGCAACCACUGGAGGAGGGAGAUGUUGCGGUGCGGCAGCUACUGAAGGAGGGCGAUGUGGCAGUGGACGAGCCAUCUCUGGGCCCGAAGCACGCUAUCCUGGGCGUCCUGGGCGAGAGCAAGCUAUCAGUGCGGCAGCUACUGGAGGAAGGGGAUGUUGCGGUGGACGAGCCAUCGCUGGGCCCAAAGUACGCGGGGGCGACGGCGCUGCACCUGGCGGCAGCAGCGGGGCACAUAGCGGUCAUGGACGCGCUGCUGGAGGGCGGCGCUAAUAUUGAAGCGCGCACGCGCGGUGCCUUUGGCUGGACCCCCUUGCACCACGCGGCGCGGCACAAUCGACGGCGAGCCAUCCGAUUCCUCCUGGAAAGCGGAGCAUUCCUGGCGGAGGACAUGCAGGACCCACGCUUCAACCCGCCGCUGCACUACUGCCGCAGCCUGCAGUAUGCCUACCAGCUGCAGCAGAGCAUGAGUAUGGGGAAUGGCGGUGGGGAGGGGAGUAGCAGUGGGGGAGGUAGCGAGUUGGAGAGUGGGAGCGGUGUGGAGGGAGGGGUGGUGGGGGAAGGUGGGGAGGAGGGAGAGGAGCCGGUGCCUGCAGUACCGUAUGCGUACCAGCUGCAGCAGGCAAUGUCUGGGGAAGGUGGUGGGGAGGGGAGUAGCAGUGGGGAUGGCAGCGAGGGGGGCAGUGGGAGCGGUGUGGAGGGAGGGGUGGUGGUGGGGAUGGGUGGGGAGGAGAGGGAGGUGGUGGAUCAAGAGCCAGCCGAAGCCUGCCAUGCCAACCAUAGCUUGUCGACCAUGGCCCAUCCCGUCCACUGUGGCUUCCACAUCAGUGCAAUGUGCAAGUGGCUGUGUAGGGUUUGA